AUGAAGUGGGGGACUGCGGGCUCGCUGCUUGCGCUCUUCGUAUCAACAACAACAGGCUGGCCCUAUGAAGCAUCGUUGGUUGACUACAACCUCAAUGUGAACAAAACAGCGACCAGCCCGUUCGACUACUCCCCACCAAAAUGGCCGGGUCACAACUAUACGGCCUCGCCAAAGAACUGGCGAUUUCCGUUUUACACGAUCAUGCUGGACCGUUGGGUGAAUGGUGACCCCGCCAACGAUAAUAUCAACGGGACUCUCUUCGAACAUGACCUUAAUUCGAAUCAAAUGCGUCAUGGAGGUGACGCAGUAGGUUUGGUUGACACAUUGGAUUACUUACAAGGCAUGGGAAUCAAGGGCAUUUAUCUCGCAGGUACUGUUCUGAUGAACCAGCCUUGGGGCGCGGAUGGCUACUCAAUCUUGGACACCACCCUUCUCGAUCAGCAUUAUGGUACUAUUCAGACAUGGAGAAACACGAUAGACGAGAUUCACAAACGCGGGAUGUAUGUCAUAUUCGAUAAUACUGUUGCAACCAUGGGAGAUUUGAUCGGCUUCGAAGGUUACCUCAACGUAACAACCCCAUUCUCAGUCAAGGAGUACAAGACCCUCUGGAAAUCAAAUCGUGAAUAUGUCGACUUUCGUCCCGGAAAUAGCUACAAUGAAACCUGUGAUUACCCUCGUUUCUGGAACGAAACUGGCUAUCCAGUGGAUGAAUACGUCAACCAAGAGCUUGUUGGAUGUUACGACAGCGAUUUCGACCAGUAUGGCGACAUUGAAGCCUUCGGUGUCUUUCCGGACUGGCAGCGUGAAUUGACCAAAUUCGCUUCCGUCCAGGAUCGUUUACGCGAGUGGCAUCCCAGUGUCAGGGACAGGAUCAAGCUCCAUUCCUGCAACAUCAUCAAAGCUCUUGAUAUUGACGGCUUUCGCUACGAUAAGGCCACGCAAGCCACCGUGGAUGCUCUGGCAGACAUCUCCAACACUUACCGGGAAUGCGCUCGCAGUGUCGGCAAGGAAAACUUCUUUAUUCCUGGUGAGAUUACUGGUGGAAACAAUUUCGGUUCAGUUUUCCUUGGUCGUGGGAGACAGCCCAACCAGUACCCUGCAUCUGCGAUGGAUGCUAUCAAAAUGACGAACAAGUCUGACCAAAAAUACUUCCUGCGCGAACCGGAACUUGAAGCAAUUGAUGGUGCUGCUUUUCAUUAUUCGGUAUACCGUACCCUUACUCGCUUUUUGGGAAUGAGUGGUAAUCUGGCUGCGGGUUAUGAUACUCCAUUGGAUUGGGUGGACGCUUGGAACGUGAUGAUGCAAACCAACGACUUAAUCAACGCAAACACCGGAAAAUUCGACCCUAGACACAUGUACGGAGUCACGAAUCAGGACGUCUUCCGUUGGCCUGCCAUUGAAUGGGGCGUUGAGCGGAACCUCUUGGGAAUCUUCAUUACAACACUGCAAAUGCCUGGAAUUCCACUUCUACUUUGGGGAGAAGAGCAAGGCUCCUACAUAAUAGACGCCACUGCGGAUAACUACGUCUACGGCCGUCAAGCAAUGUCGCCUGCUACAGCGUGGAAGACCCAUGGAUGCUCUGCCAUCGAUGAUACUCAGUAUUAUGACUGGCCUAUUACCAAAGGUCGGGAUGGCUGCCACGAUAUGAGUGUGACUUAUGAUCAUCGUGAUCCAUCUCACCCCAUCCGCAAUAUCAUCAAGCAUAUGUAUCAGAUGAGACAGAACCAUCCGGUCUUGAAUGAUGGGUAUUCGCUACAGACGCUAUCCAAGCAAACAAGAAAUAUCCUCUAUCCAGGCUCGUAUGGCGUGGAAACCGAGACAGGAAUGUGGUCCAUCUUGAGAGAUCGGAUCUCAGGUGUCCAGGACCUUGGCUCUGACGAAGACAACCAGUCCAUUUGGUUGAUUUACCAAAACGACAACAAAACCGUUGAGUACAUGUUUGAUUGCAAAAGCAAUGCGAGUGCUUUGAUCGCUCCCUUUCCCACAGGAACCACUGUCAAGAACUUGUUCUACCCCUUUGAUGAGCAUACGUUGAAAGACAGCCCAAAGCGACUUCACUUGAACGGCUCCAAGGAGCUCAACGGAUGCCUUGACAGUAUGACGCUUAAGGCUUUCGACUACAGAGCAUAUAUUCCCAAGGCCCGAUUUGUUAGCCCUUUGCCCAUGAUCACCAAAUUCACACCCGGUCAUGAUGUUCCCCUUCUUUCCACCGUUGCGAUUGACGAAGCAGAGGACAUUGAUGUGAGCAUCGAAUUCAGCACAAAGAUGGACUGUGACUCUGUCACGCAGUCUAUCACGCUCACAUCGCAAACCGAAGCUGGGAGAACGCCUUCUAUUGACAAGGGGACUGUCAAUUGCAAGAGCCUCACUGUUUCUAAUGACACGCAAUACAUUGGUCAACUUCCGAGCGCCUGGGCAUGGUCCGCAAAGCUGACAGGAGUGUACAAUGGGAUCCACAAACUGACUGUCAAGAAUGCCACUGAUUCUGAUAAAAAGGACUCCACGGAGUCUGUCGACCACUUUUUAUUUCGCGUCGGUCAAGGGGACAACCCGUUAGUAUUCACCACUUCCAAUUACUCCACCAGUAUUCUGCACCAAUACGAUAAUGGAACACUCUACAUUCAGCACAAAGCAGCUGGAGCCAACAAGUACCGCUACUCAACGAACUGGGGAACCACCUUUUCGGGGUGGCUCAACUACACUGGCGGUAAUGACACUAUUGAGGAGUUGCCUUGGUCCGGGACAGAAAAGCAAAAGUGGAAGGGCAAACAUGUGCGAGUCGAGUACUGGAGCCAACUGACUGGCAGUAGCGACUAUGUACAGGAGGGUGAUUAUGACUGGAAUGGCCCCAAGAGACGUUUCCCACACUUCUUCUUCAAUGGACCUUAUAACCAGUACGGCUUUGAUGCUGGUUUGGAUAAUGUCGUGAAGCAAGACAGUGAAGGAUUCUGGAACUUCAAAGUUGUGGCUGAAUAUCCAGCACAAGGUCAAUUCAACGUUUGGGGUAUGGAUCCAGAUGGACAGCCGGAUGAGUCGUUUGUCUUCGGUGAUGUGGAUGGUGAUGGAGUCUUGGACCGCAUGCCUCCGUCGUCGCUUAGCAAGCUGUCUGUCAACAUCACCAAGAUCCCUCCAUACCCGUACCUUGUCUGGAAUGUUCAUCUUGAUGAUGGAAACAUGCGGCUCAACCUCGAGCCCACCGGAUCUCGAAUCACCCAGCUUGUCGUGUACAUCCUCCUGUGGCUUGUACCGAUUGUGACAGGUGCAGCUUGCGUCUAUGCCUUCAUGAAAUCGUUCUACCAAGUCAAAUUCAACCAGGUCGGAGUAGUCGAAAAGAAGUCACUUCUUUCGGCAAUAUUUGGCAAGCGAAGCCGCGACGGUCAAUCUACGAAUGCCCUAGGACGCUUGGCUAAUAGAUCCGGGUUCCUCCAGAGCACGUCUGCCUUUGGCGCAGGAGGAUCUCGAAGAAGGACAACGCUGAUUGCAACCAUGGAAUAUGACAUCGAAGACUGGGGCAUCAAGAUCAAGAUUGGUGGCUUGGGUGUUAUGGCCCAGCUGAUGGGUAAGCACCUGGGACAGCAAAACCUCAUCUGGGUUGUUCCAUGUGUUGGUGGAGUGGAUUAUCCAGUCGAUCAGCCUGCUGACUCGAUGUACGUCACUGUGUUUGGCAAAGAGUACCCAGUCCAGGUUCAGUAUCACGUCGUGAAGAACAUCACUUAUGUUCUACUCGACGCUCCGGUUUUCCGUCAACAAUCUAAGGCUGAGCCUUACCCUGCUCGAAUGGAUGAUCUGGACAGUGCGAUCUACUACUCUGCAUGGAACCAGUGCAUCGCUGAAGCAAUCAGACGAUUCCAAAUUGAUCUGUAUCACAUCAAUGACUACCAUGGAUCUAUCGCUCCGCUAUACCUCCUGCCGAAGACGAUCCCAGUUUGCCUUUCACUUCACAAUGCCGAGUUUCAGGGACUAUGGCCUAUGCGUACCCAGAAGGAGAGAGAUGAAGUCUGUUCAGUCUUCAAUCUCGAUACUGACAUCGCAAGACGCUAUGUCCAAUUCGGUGAGGUCUUCAAUAUGCUUCACGCCGGAGCAAGCUAUCUCCGUGUCCAUCAACAAGGGUUCGGGGCCGUUGGUGUUUCCAGGAAAUACGGAAAACGCACAUAUGCACGCUAUCCUAUCUUCUGGGGUCUCAAGAAAGUAGGCAACUUGCCUAAUCCUGAUCCCUCUGAUACAGGAGAAUGGAACAAAGAGUUGCCGAAAGAAAGCGAGAUACUGGUUGACCCGCUAUACGAGGCUAGCAGAGCAGAAUUGAAGCGGCAAGCGCAAGCAUGGGCCGGCUUAGAGCAGAAUCCCAAUGCAGAUCUCCUGGUCUUCGUGGGCCGUUGGUCUAUGCAGAAAGGCGUGGACCUUAUCGCUGAUGUGAUGCCUGCUGUUUUGGAAGCACGUCCUAACGUCCAACUGAUCUGUGUCGGUCCAGUCAUUGACCUUUAUGGAAAAUUUGCUGCAUUGAAAUUGGACCGCAUGAUGAAAGUCUAUCCAGGGCGUGUUUUCUCAAGGCCAGAAUUUACAGCUCUUCCACCAUACAUCUUCUCCGGGGCUGAGUUUGCCUUGAUUCCAUCGCGUGACGAGCCGUUCGGGCUCGUUGCUGUUGAAUUUGGCCGAAAGGGUGCCCUAGGUAUUGGUGCACGUGUUGGUGGCCUUGGCCAAAUGCCUGGCUGGUGGUAUAACAUCGAGUCCACAACGACGUCUCACCUCUUGCACCAGUUCAAACUUGCUAUCGGAAGCGCCUUGAACUCCAAGCCUCAAGUUCGGGCAAAAAUGCGGGCGCGAUCAGCCAAGCAGCGAUUCCCAGUCGCUCAGUGGGUUGAGGAUCUGGAGAUCCUUCAGUCCACUGCAAUGAGGAUCCACAGCAAAGGGUUGGUGAAAUCGAACAAUCAGCCUCUAUCAUCAUCUGGAUACAACACCCCUAGUGGACUGACGACCCCGACAAUUGCGUCGGGACAUAUCACCCCAAGUGGGGUACAGACGCCCCCCAUCGCGCACUCUCGAGAAGGAAGCUAUUCGAAUGUCCGCCUAAGCACCUUGGGGCCACAGCAGCGAAACACCAUUGUAUACAGCCGACCUCCGACCCCCGGUGCUAACGAACAGCCUAAGUCGGGGCUAGGCAGACAAUUGUCACUUGGUGUGCGAGCUGGGCCUGGCCACCUAGUACGUCGCGGCCGCCGUCGUUUGAGAAGAAGCAUGGGGCAUGAAGAGAGUGCCAACGCGUCGAACACCGAGGAGAGCAGUGACGAUGACAUCAGACCCAGUAGCUAUUAUGGUGAGGAUGAGUAUACAAUUACUCCCGAGCAGGCAGAAGCAGGUCGUCGGAUGGAGGCAGCGCAGCAGCUAGACACCCAAAGACAACCUCCUGCUAGGGACUUUUUCAGCGUCAGACACUCGAGCCAAAGUUCACUCCCACCCAGACCAGCGCUCUCUCCAGUCUCCCCUGGAAGCCCUGAGCCUGAAGAGGCCCAUGUGACUCCCGGAAAUCGUCUGAGCAGCGCCUCUGUCCUUUCGGUGGACUCAAUCAUCGGUGAGAAGAAAGAUUACAAGUUACAAAAAGUGGACCCCUUCUUUACAGACAGCACCGGCGAAUACUACAGGGCUUUUGAGAAACGACUGGAGAAUUUGAACGGCCACAACUCUGAAUCACAGCUCUGUAUCGAGGAGUAUUUGGUCAAGAGCGAGAAAAAGUGGUUUGGUAAAUUCCGGGAUGCCAGACUUGGCCGCAAUCAGUCCCCUGCUUCUUCGAUCUUCCACGGUAAACUCGACAACAGUUCACCCAUGGGCUCAGAUUCCAAUGUCGAUAUUGGCUCGCGGGAAAGUGGAAGCGAGGGACAUCGAGAGAAAGAUGAGUUCCUUCUGGGUAACGACUACGUUCCACCCACCGGGCUCAGGAAAUGGAUGCAGAUCCGCAUCGGCGAUUGGCCAGUGUAUUCACUUUUCCUGGGCCUGGGCCAGAUCAUAGCGGCCAAUUCAUACCAGAUCACCCUACUGACAGGCGAAGUGGGUGAAACGGCGACCAAGCUCUAUGGAAUAGCGACUGUGUACCUGGUCGCCUCCAUUGUCUGGUGGUUCUUUUUCCGUUUCUUCAAGUCGGUCUUCGUCCUUUCACUUCCUUGGCUCUUAUACGGUCUAUCGUUCGUCAUCAUUGGCGUGGCUCACUUCGAAGGCAAUACUUUCGCUCGCGGUUGGAUUCAAAAUGUGGGUGCAGGCGUUUACGCUGCAGCAUCUGCCAGUGGAUCUUUGUUCUUCGCCCUCAACUUCGGUGACGAGGGCGGGGCUCCUGUCAAACAGUGGGUGUUCCGCGCAUGUCUCAUCCAGGGUAGUCAACAAGCCUACGUUAUUGGGUUAUGGUACUGGGGCACAAGCAUCUCCCAGGCGGUCCAAAAUGGAAACACCAAUGUUCAAGGUUAUAUAACCGAAACGUGGAAGAUGACGGCUAUUUGCCUACCCAUUGCAGCCUUCCUCUGGGUCAUCGGCCUUUUGAUCUUCUUCGGUCUGCCAAGCUACUAUCACCAGUCUCCUGGAAAGGUCCCUUCAUUCUACAAGUCGGUAUUCCGGCGCAAGAUUAUCCUCUGGAACUUUGUGGUCGUCAUUCUACAAAAUUUCUUCCUGAGUGCGCCUUAUGGGCGGAACUGGAGCUUCCUCUGGAACUCGGCACAUGCAAAAGCCUGGGAAGUUGGAAUCCUCUGUAUCGUCUUCUUUGGCUUCGUCUGGGCCGGUUGGCUAGGCUUGUUUGGGUACCUCUCCAAACGCCAUAGUUGGAUUCUCCCUGUUUUCGCCUGUGGCUUGGGUGCCCCCCGAUGGGCUCAAAUAUGGUGGGGUGUGUCAGGCAUAGGGCUCUUCCUCCCUUGGGCAGGUGGCUAUACCUCCGGGGCCCUUGUGUCUCGGAGCUUGUGGCUGUGGCUCGGCGUCCUGGACUCCCUGCAGGGAGUCGGUUUUGGUAUGAUCCUACUCCAAACUCUGACUAGGAUGCACAUUUGCUUCACACUACUUGCAUCACAAGUGCUGGGUUCGAUCGCAACGAUAUGUGCAAGAGCAUUCGGGCCGAAUAAAAUUGGACCUGGACCUGUGUCGCCGGAUAUUUCAGUAGGACUGGACUCCUUGGCGAAUGCUUGGUUCUGGCUUGCCCUCUUCUUCCAAUUACUCAUUUGUGCUGGUUUCCUAAUGUUCUUCCGGAAAGAACAACUCACAAAGCCUUGA
Molecule: messenger RNA, 7239 nt
Organism: Aspergillus sclerotioniger CBS 115572
Lineage: Eukaryota; Fungi; Ascomycota; Eurotiomycetes; Eurotiales; Aspergillaceae
Gene: ags2
Product: alpha-1,3-glucan synthase Ags2
Exons: 6
Coding region: 1-7239 (2412 amino acids)
Biological process (GO): fungal-type cell wall (1->3)-alpha-glucan biosynthetic process
Cellular component (GO): fungal-type cell wall
Molecular function (GO): alpha-1,3-glucan synthase activity
Source: RefSeq, a predicted model, not a curated record